Chara braunii is the source of this 3367-nucleotide messenger RNA. The record is from the annotation of a GenBank genome assembly. NCBI's taxonomy places the organism in Eukaryota, Viridiplantae, Streptophyta, Charophyceae, Charales, Characeae.
CGCUGAAUGGAAGUUUUAUUUCCUCACUUUUCUUAAUAGGAAAAUUUUGAGAAAGAGGUGCGGCCAAGAUGUUAGGAGGCAUAGCUGACGGUACCGGGAAGGUCCUGACUAUCGACGAUUUGGUUGAAGCCUUGGACAGGCGUGAAAGGUCGCAGAGCAAUGUUCCCAAAUUCGAUACCUUCCAUUUCGAUGGGGAGCGGGUCUCUGAUUGGCUUGACUUGGUGGAACAGGCACUAGUGGGACUAUCUGACGCUGUGAAGUUUCAGCGGAUUUCGAAGUAUAUGCUCCACGGUCACCACCAAGAGGUGGAGAAGGUUGUGAACGCAGCUAAUGGCAGUUGGGCAAGAUUUAAAAAUGGAGUGCAGAGGAAGUAUAGGUUGGGCGAUGACCUGUUAACCAUCGCGGACCUCGGCGAAGCUGACAAGCCAUGGAGGGGGCAGUGUGAAGCUCACCUAGGCCACUAUUGCCAAAGGAGUAGAGGAAGGAAGUCUGGACCAGGUGGAGCAGAAUCAGAUGCGUCUGCAAAGGCGAAAGAGGAAAGAACGGGAUGCGACCGCUUGAGGGACCCCAGGGUGAAGAGGAUUGUCACCGACAUACUUGCGGAACUGGGUUAUGGGAAAGAUGCGGUGAUACAAAAGAAAGUGGUGACGACGAUCCAGGGAAAAGGGAAGGAUCCAAUGAUAGAGGAAGCCGUCCAGGAGGACUGGGAAGAAGAGGAGCCGGUGCCCCGGUACCUUUCAAAAGCGCCACGCAAACAGCGCAACUUAACGCACGGGGGGCAAGGCUCAGGAAAGGGGCAGGGGCCACAAGCAGUGGUAGUAGCAUCGCCAAGUGCGCCGGCUCCGUCAAGUAGCACGGGACCCUCACAAGCGGCAAUACCACUAUUUGGGCAAUGGCCAUGGCCUGUGUUUAACACCUUUGUGCCAUGGGGAAGCCCGACUCCAUUUGGGCAGAUGGUACCAUAUGCUGGGCCCCAAGCGAGGAUGCCACCACCAAGCUAUCCCGCAGCACAAGCCCAGCCCAUGGCACCGGCUCCGUCACCUGCGCCGAGUUCACAAGGUAGUGUGGCUGGUGGAGGUAAUCAAGGCCAGGGUAAUCAAGGGAAUGGGGGAAGAGGCAGCGGAAGAGGCCGAGGCAGGAAUGGUGGUGGCCGAGGAGGACAAUGGGAUAACCAAGGCUACCAAGGCCAAGGAAAUCAAGGGAGCCAAGGAAGUGGGAGGUCCCGUUUUGAUUGGAGAACCGCUAUAUGCCAACAUUGUGACAAACAAGGCCAUACUAUACAGUUCUGCAAUACUAGGCGGGAAGAUGAAAGGGCCGGACUGAUCUGUUCCAAUAUGGGCGGUGAUAUAUACGAUCAGUUCGGAGAGUAUAUUGACCGGAAGGUUCCAGAUGGAGUUAGGGCGGCGGCUCAGACAAGGAUAGCUACGCAACAAGCACCACCUGCCAUAUUCAGGUUGUGGCAGGAAAAGGAUGACCCACCAAUUAGGGUGGAAGAAGUGGAAAGUGAUGAAGAGGUGACUCAGAGGCUACGGGCAGGAGUUAUAAAGGAAGAGCCCAUAGUCGUUGAGUCGGAGGAAGAAAAUGAGAAUGAGAAGGUGGAGCCAGCAUCAAUCCUUCUAGGGAAGAUGGAGGAUCUGUGGGGAAAGAUGGGGAGGUACCAGCAGAAGUUGGUAGACAUUUGUGAAGAAGUAAGGAAGAAUGGCACAGAAUCUGAGGACGAGUGUCGAAGACUCCUUAUGGAGCCAGAGGAGGAAGAAAGGGGUGAGGCGCUCUCCCUCAGUUUAUCGGACGUAAACAAGGCCAUGGAUGUAGUGGCCACACACGAGAUGGCGGAUCCAAACGCCAUUCACGCGUUAAGGGAGGAAGUCCUGGAGUGUCCCCAGGCUGGGGAACUGGAGCUGGUCUAUCGGCUUCCGGGCGGAAGGAGGGACCUUGCGAUGAUGAAGGCACAAGUUGUAAGCCGGCCUUGUUUAGGGGACGGCUCUAGCAGGGUUCCCAUAGAUAAGAAGUGUCGCCCAGUUCUCGUCCACAUCACGGAAGAUGAGGAGGUUUAUUACGAACGGGAACGAGGAUUGAUACAACGCAUGAGGGAGCAGGCAACGACGGGGUCGUGCCGUAUCAAUGGAGAGAACGAGGAACAGUCGAUAGUGGGAGAGUCGGAGUUCCUGCUACCCCGGGACAGGGCGCUGAUGAUAGAGUUUAUGAAGAAAAGGCAUCGCGCCUAUGCGUUCGAUUACGAUCAGGGAGGACGGUUGGACGUAGAUAAGAUCCCCAUUAUCCGGAUUCAUAUCGUGCCACAUGAGCCAUGGAAUUUGAGAGGGGCACAAUAUCCCAAUCCUGACGAGGAAAAGAAGGUAGUGGAUUACCUCGAUGGCAAGAUACAUGUUAGAAGCUUCCUCGAUACGUGUGGAUUCUGGAGGACCUUCGUCAAUAACUUUGCCGCCAAGACUGAACACUUGAGAAAGUUGGUCCGUCAGGACCAGGAAUGGAUUUGGGGUGAGGAGCAGGAGAAAGUUGUGGCUAGGAUGAAAGAGGAGUUUCGAGGAGGGUUAGUACUAGGAGCACCGGACUAUGAUUUGACGGAGGGACCAGCAGAAGGAGAAGGUAGUAGAGGCUGCACCCCCGGUGGAUUGGUUCCUGGAUCAAGAGGAGACGUCCGUCUCCACAUACAUGAAUGGUCUUUGCGAGUGCCGAAUUGCAUUGGCCAUCCCAUCGGGAUUGCACCCAGGGGGUAUGAACAAAAGGCAGAGCUGGUGCUCAAGUCUUUUGAAGAAGAAGACCCAUGGGGCGACAAAAAUGACCAACGGAUGAUGAAGUUGGCACUAGCCGGCACGCAUAGUCUGGUAGAAAAGGUGAGAACGAUAGAGGAAGGGUCAGAUCAGGUAGAGAAGCACGAGGAAUUGAUGGGAGGGAUGUACCUCCUUGUCAAUACACUUCUACAGGGAAACUUUGAUCAGAUAAGCUCGCUGAAUCCAACUGAGAAUGAAGAUGUGGUGCCAGAAAGCCAGAAUGACGAGUUUGAAGAAGGGGAGAUCAAAGAGGUUUUUUGUGCAGAAGAGUAUGAGGGAAUCUACCUGGAGCUAGGGCUUCUCCUAUCGUGUGAGAUGCGGGAUAGGGAUGCAAGCGAAAGGGCUAAGAAGAUGAGGCAUCUCUAUUUGGUAAGGGAUGGUCAUCUUUUUGUAAAAAGGCAAAUGGGAAACCCCAGGAGAGUUGUGUGUGGCAGAAAUCGUCAGAUUGAUAUUAUAGUUGCGCUUCAUGAUGGCAUUGCAAGAGGACACCGGUGAGUUAGUGCCACGUAUGCUAAGAUAAGCAAGCUAUACUAUUGGGAUGGAAUGAUAGAGAUGGUCAACAAAUUCUGUCGUUCCUG